Molecule: messenger RNA, 207 nt
Organism: Ascochyta rabiei
Lineage: Eukaryota; Fungi; Ascomycota; Dothideomycetes; Pleosporales; Didymellaceae
Exons: 1
Coding region: 1-207 (68 amino acids)
Source: RefSeq, a predicted model, not a curated record
AUGGUCUUGAUUGCCGAAAAAAUGACACUCCUUGAGCCUUCACCAAUGACAUCAUGUCUCGAUGCAUGUAGAGUUCAGCCUUGCGGGAUUACUCGGCAUUGUCUCCAUGCAACAAGACUGCCUGCGCAUCUUAGUAACUUGCUCAGAUGUACAUUGACAAACCCCCUCCGCUGUGGUCUGAAUGAUUCAAGGAUACCGGAAGGCUGA